Messenger RNA from Penicillium waksmanii, 3594 nucleotides. RefSeq names its product 5'-methylthioadenosine/S-adenosylhomocysteine nucleosidase family protein. NCBI's taxonomy places the organism in Eukaryota, Fungi, Ascomycota, Eurotiomycetes, Eurotiales, Aspergillaceae. The transcript has 3 exons. The coding region runs from base 1 to 3594 and encodes 1197 amino acids. Gene Ontology annotation, molecular function: catalytic activity. Gene Ontology annotation, biological process: nucleoside metabolic process. The record is from RefSeq and is a predicted model, not a curated record.
AUGUCCGGCUCCUUGGCUUUGCGGGAUAAAUUCUCAGAGCCUUCGCUCACUCCCCUGGACAACUCUCAAUACCGUCCAUUGGGCCGCGAUGGAUUCGAAAUAGCAAUAAUAUGCGCCCUACCCCGCGAAACCAAUGCUGUUCUGUGUGCCAUGGAUCAGAUAUGGCAUGAUUGCCGCCAUUACUACGGGAAAAUUGCCGGAGAUGAUAACUCAUAUGAUUUUGGAAGAAUGGGCUCGCACUGCGUGGUCAUUGUAACAUUACCUAAUAUGGGCCCAGUGGCAGCAUCGAGCGCUUCGCGAUCCCUCAAAAUGAGUUUCAGCUCCAUACAGCUUGCCUUGCUGGUUGGUAUCUGUGGUGCAGUUCCAUUCAAGAAAGACAAUUCUGAGAUAUUACUCGGAGACGUCAUCAUCAGUGAGGCAGUUGUUGAGCUGGACUACGGGAGGCAAUACCACGACAGCUUCCGGCGCAAGGAUUCACUACUUGACGUCCACGGUCGACCUAAUGAAGAAAUACUUGGGCUUCUGCAGCGCUGGAAGAUUCCAAUGAUCCUCGAAACACUCCGGCGCGGAUCCAUAUGGCAUCUGAGACAUUUGCUGCAACGGCUAAAUAUAGAUUAUCCGGGCGCGAGCCAUGACAUGCUUUUCGCUUCAGAGUACAUACACAAACAUCAUGACCACUGCUUGGGGUGCAGUGGUACUGCGGAUGCUGUCUGUCAAUCCGCUCUCGCAUCAUCAUGCAGUGACAUUCUGUGCGAUGAGAGACAACUAGUCGCUCGACAUCGGUUGCAUGAGGUCGUGAAAUCGGGUAACAGUAUUCAGGAUCUUGAAAUACACAUCGGGUCCAUUGGUACUGGGAACGCCGUUGUAAGGUCGGCACGGCAUAGAGAUCAGCAUGCGCUGUUGGAGGGCAUUAUUGCUUUUGAGAUGGAGGGGGUCGGUGUUUGGGAUAAAUUCAAUUGUCUUGUCAUUAAAGGCGUGUGUGACUAUGCGGAUAGCCAUAAAAGCAAGACCUGGCAAGACUAUGCGGCUGCUGUUGCUGCCGCGGUUGCAAAAGAGGUCUUGCAACAAUACGUGAGGCCACAAGGGCUGCAGCAGCCAACAGUUCCCAACGGUAGCCCCCAUUUGGUACAUUGGGAGCUUUUUUCCCGCUCUACAGAAGCUAGUUUUCGGCAUGUCUACGGUUCCCAUCAUUCGAGAUCGAAAUAUCUAUUUGAAGGUAGUGCCAUCAAGGACCAUGGAGAUUUUUCUGAAAGGGGGCCGGGUGACAUAUCCGCUCAGCAACGAGUUUUAGCUAGUCUCCGGUUCCCUCGGAUGCAAGACCGUGCACAACAGAUUGAAUCAGCCCAUGACCAAACGUACGAGUGGGUUCUGGAAUCGCAGCAGAAAGGGGUACAGAGGUGGGAUGACCUGGCCACAUGGUUGUCUUCAAAUACUGAAACAAGAAAUAUUUACUGGAUAUCCGGUAAACCUGGAUCCGGGAAAUCUACUCUAAUGAGGUUUCUGGCCGAGAGGCUCAAUUUGCAAGAACACAUGCUCCCAUGGGCUCAGGGCUGCUCCGUUCUUCGUGCCUCUUAUUUUUCUUGGAGCCCUGGGGAAAUACUACAGAAGUCCUUGGAAGGUCUUCUGCGUUCAUUAUUGUUGCAGAUUCUCAAACAGAAGCCAGAUCUGAUAAGAGAGGUAAUUGAUGAUACCAGAUGGAGUACUGCCAAGAUUCCUUCAAUUGCGCUAGCUGAUUGGAACAAAUUGGAAUUAAUUUCCUGCCUUCAAAACUGCAUUUCGGCUCUACAGAAGCUUUUCAUCAAAGUCUUGUUGUUUGUUGAUGGGCUUGACGAAUUUGAAUGCACGGAUGAGAUCCGUCAAGAGCUGAUUGAAACAUUUAGAAGACUGGCUUUUACAGGAAAUGUGAAGGUGUUCUUAUCUAGCAGGCCUUGGAAUAUAUUCCAAGACAGCCUCAACGGAAUCCCUAGGAUACGACUGGAGGAUCUCACGCGCGAAGACAUUCGCCUAUAUGUGAGGGCAAAAUUUCUCAAUAAUCUACGAUUCCACCAGCUACUUUCUUGUGAUAAAAAAAUUGCAGAAGCCCUUAUUCUCGCGGUUGGGGACAAGGCUGAAGGGGUAUUUUUAUGGGUACGGCUUGUGGUUCGUGAUUUACUGAAAGGAAUUCGUGAUGGAGAUGGCAUUCAAACUUUACACCGGAAGUUGAAUGAAAUACCUGCCGAUUUGAAUGAAUAUUUCAAAACCUUGUUUUCCUCAAUUGACUCUCAGCACAUGCGAGAGGCCUCUGUCAUGCUCCAAGUUGCACUGCAUGAAGAAGAUCACUUUGCCACGCUGCAUCCACUCCGCUUACUUGACUUGUCAUUCACUGACGAAUCAAGCCCUGAUUUUGCAAUAGCGGAUUCAUUCAACUACCCCAAAUUAUCCAUGAACGACCGUGAGGGACUUAGGUUUCGACUCGACUCAACGAUUAGGCGACUCAACAGCAGAUGUAUGGGCCUGCUUGAAUGCACCUACAACCCUUGCAGCUUCUUUGACAUUUCUGGCCACGAAUUUACAACAGAGGAAUUAGAAAAUGCUUCGCUCUAUCAAGACCUGAAGUUUGAGCCGUCAAUAUACCCAGAGGUUUUUGAUUGUCCCAACUUACUUCAAGUCUUCAUGCCAACAGUCGACUUUUUGCAUCGAUGUUCCCGGGACUUUCUCGUUUCUCCACACAUUGAGGGCCUACUCCACCAACAAACUGGAGGCGAAUACGAUGCGAGGAUGUUGAUCGUCAAUGCCAGAAUAUCACAGUUUCUAGCGCUACAGAAAGCUGGAUGCGGCCGCAGUAUAUCCCUAGGGCUCGCAAGCUAUAUUAUGAGUGCCCUUUCGAUUCCCAAAUUUAUAGAUGCAGCACCAUCCAUCAGAGCUGCGUGUAUGCUCCAGCCCGCUAUUGAGGCAUUUGCAUGCCAAUGCGGUCAUGAAACAUAUUCUAUGGGCCCGGGUUGGUACAUUGGUCCCUCGCUGCGUAGUUGGCAUGAGGAAAAGAGCAAUUUUCUCACACUGGCAAUCGACUUCAACUUACGGGGAUACUGUACAGAAUAUCUCACUGCAAACCAAGUCCAAAGGAAGAACGGCCGACCGAUCUUAGAUUAUAUUCUCCGGCCAAGAUUCACAUCAGAAGCAUUCGUGAAUAUUGGGUACUCAGUCCCAAACGUCGACCUUAUCCACCGGGUUCUCAUUUUUGGGGCGGACCCCAAUGGUCUCUAUCAGGGCGUUUCUGUCUGGGCCCUCUUUCUCUCCUCAACAGCAGACUGGUUGAACAGAGGAUUUAAUACUUCGGCCAUCAACAAGUCGUCAUAUCUUGCGUCGCUUAGGAUGAUGAUUGAUAGGGGGGGCAGCACUAUAUCUCCCGUGCUCCUGGGCUAUGGGUCCUUUGCGAUUGGAAAUGAAAAGAACUACCGUUGGCCAAAGGACUUGCCAACAGUUGACCAGGCCAUUACUCGGUUUUCACAACCCAGUUAUGCUGUCGCCGAUCUCCUUGAGACCUUUCGGAUCCACUUCGAACCAGAAAUGAAUGACCUGAUUGAACUCGCACGGGGCAGAAGUGGUAAAUAUUAG